Molecule: messenger RNA, 2127 nt
Organism: Athalia rosae (coleseed sawfly)
Lineage: Eukaryota; Metazoa; Arthropoda; Insecta; Hymenoptera; Athaliidae
Product: solute carrier family 41 member 1-like
Exons: 8
Coding region: 431-2035 (534 amino acids)
Biological process (GO): monoatomic cation transport
Cellular component (GO): plasma membrane
Molecular function (GO): monoatomic cation transmembrane transporter activity
Source: RefSeq, a predicted model, not a curated record
UGUUUUUUUAAUUCUUCUCUCUCCUUCGAUUAUUUUAUUUUUUCUAUCCGUUACGCGAAACGGAGACGACGACGUUGGCCUAGGCGCGCGUACCGCGAACGGUCGUAAAAUCGACCAGGGCUAAUUGUUUUUUGUUUUUUUUUAUUUCCGAAACAGCGAAACAGGAUUUUUGAUUGUCGAAAGGUCGAAAAGUUUUCACGAGUUUCCGACAACGAUCACUCGUAAAAACGAGCGAUCGACUAUGGUGCAUAAAAUUAUUGGUGUACGUCGAUAAGAUGUUGAAAAUUUUGUUCCACUGCCGAAUCACUUGACGCUGAUAAAAAAAAAACAAAAAAAAAAAAAAUCGAAAAUAUCAACAAUCGAACGGAAAAUCGGUGGAAUAACGCGCUGAGUUCACCGAGCAUGUGCAACGUUUCGACCCAGUCGUAAGAUGAUAGAGGGUCAGGUACAUCCGCUUCCGGUACAGCAGCCGCAAGAGAAACAAGCCAACCAAUCGCCGACGAUAUACGUCAAGUUCGACAAUGGGCAAUGUAAGGAGCCGUUGCUCUACAACAAAAGGCACUCGUACAGGAUGACGCCGACCGGCGGCCGAUCGCGCGCCGCAUCCGAAUCCAAUACCGGAAUCGGUGCCGCUUCGGCCCUGUCGCUAGCCGAGGAAGGUGCCGACUUGACGAUGCUCGAGGACGGCGACGGCAAUCGGCUGCCCGACAUCGUCGUCGAGAGCAAACUCUACGGUCCCGGUGCCGGCGAACCGAUGGAAUCCUACCUGGCCAUAACCAUCCAGGUGUUCAUUCCGUUCCUGGUGGCCGGUCUGGGUAUGGUCGGCGCCGGUCUGGUUCUGGAUUUGGUUCAACAUUGGGUGGUGUUCGAGAGGGUUAACGAGCUGAUGAUACUGGUACCCGCGCUACUCGGUCUCAAAGGCAACCUUGAGAUGACCUUGGCGUCGAGACUCUCGACGCAGGCUAACCUCGGUCACAUGGACACGCCUAAACAACAGUCGACGAUGAUCGUGGGAAAUCUCGUGCUGAUACAGUGUCAAGCUAUAGUGGUGGGUUUCCUGGGUUCGGUGGUGGCCAUAAUGAUGGGGGCCUUCAGAAACGGCACGGUGUCGCUGGACCACGCUUAUCUGCUGUGCGCGAGCAGCCUGGUCACGGCGUCCCUCGCCUCAUUCGUCCUCGGUCUGAUCACCGCCGGUGUGAUCGUGUUCUCGCGUCACUGCAACAUCAACCCCGACAACGUGGCCACGCCGAUCGCCGCCAGUCUCGGCGACAUCACGUCGCUGGCCCUCCUCUCCUGGAUAUCGACGAUACUCUACGAGGCGAUAGACAAGCAGGACUGGCUGGCGCCCCUCAUCAUAUCCUGUUACGUUCUGGUCACACCGCUCUGGGUAUGGAUAGCCAAGAAAAACGAGCACACAAACGACGUACUCUACAACGGCUGGACACCGGUGAUGAUCGCCAUGCUGAUCAGCAGUUGCGGAGGACUGAUACUCGAGUCGAUGGUAUCCAGAUUCGAGAACCUCACGGUCUUUCAACCGGUGAUAAACGGGGUGGGCGGUAAUCUGGUGGCUGUGCAGGCAAGCCGGAUAUCGACGGCUCUUCACAAGCAGGCGGAACUGGGAACGCUACUGAUACCGCCGGGGCACACCCAUCCGAUAAUAUUCAUCACCCCGAUAGCGAACUUCUUCGGGAAAGGACUUCACGCGAGGACCACGCGGGUCCUGAUGGCGAUGGUGAUACCGGGUCACAUUAUUUUCAUCUACAUGAUCAACUACAUGAAGGACGGAAACGCCUCGUUGACACCGUUGUUCGUUUUCGUUUACCUGUGCGCCGCCAUGCUCCAGGUGGCCGCCCUGCUCUACAUCGCUUUUAUAAUGAUCCAUUGGAUGUGGAAGCGAAAAAUCGAUCCGGACAAUUCGGCGAUACCGUACCUGACGGCGAUGGGCGAUCUACUCGGUAUAAGCCUGUUGGCGAUCGCCUUCCAGUUUCUCUACCUCGUCGGGGAUGAGUACUCCGACCUUCCGAUGCGACCUUGAAUUAGAGAAUAUUCUUCGGAGGAAGAAAAAUCAUCCAAUAGAAGAAUCGGAAUCAGUGUCAGUCGAGAACAUGUUCGCUGUUUCCAGGUAAA